This is a messenger RNA of Fraxinus pennsylvanica, 1812 nucleotides long. NCBI's taxonomy places the organism in Eukaryota, Viridiplantae, Streptophyta, Magnoliopsida, Lamiales, Oleaceae. The record is from the annotation of a GenBank genome assembly.
AUGGAAAACAUAAGUAUCCAUUUGGGGAAAGAUGAUCAAAACGAUGAAGUGUCAGUGGCAUGCGCGAGUGAAAAUUUAGAAUCAGCUAAUGAAAAUAUUUUGUCCAAAACAUGUGUAAGAAAGAUAGAGCCAGAGCAUGCUCUGUUGUUAAAUGUUAGGAGAUCACGAACUAGUGGAAAUUGCAGUGAAAAGUUCCUCCUUCGAAAUGUUCAUGGUUUACAUAGUAAAAUUCCAAUGCACAUCGUAAGCUUUGAUGAGAAAUACGUUCUUCGUUGCCUUGAAAUGAUACGCACAUACGCGUUGAGGGCAGCAGUACAGAGUUUUUCUUCUAAAGUGGAUAUUUUGUCAGAUACCAACAGAAGUUCAUAUGAAAUGGCUAGGUUAGGCACUCAAUUUCCUUUUGUUGUGGGAACUGAAAACAUUGCUGUACGCUCUACUAGAGAUUGGAUUAUAAGCAAGGUGACUGGUAGCAAGAGUAUGAUGAACAUCUUGAAGAGCCCAUUACUUCACCAAUUUGGCACUUUAGACAGUAAUGUCAAUUUUGGAAGAAGUAUACUUGAUUCCAGUCGACCAGUUUGUUCCGAUUCUGUGACUUCUAGCAGUUUGUUGCAUAAGAUACAAAAGGAGGUUACUGUUCUUGAUCAUGGAUAUGGAUCUGCAUGUGCGCAUAAAAGGCAUACAUCCCUAUCAAGCACAAACUCUACUUGUUCUGAUCAGACGUCUUCUUCUGUAUCUUCUGCGAUGUAUCAUGGAAUGCUGCAAAUUAUAUGGAAGGAUGGGUUGCCACACCAUGUUUUCUCCAUAGAUGACAAGGAAGUCUAUGUAGCCAGUCUGUUUAAAGCUGAGUCACCAGAAGAUAAGGUUUUGGAUUAUGUCUACGCAUUUCAUUCAAGUAAAAAUGGAUACAAAGAAUGUGAUAUUCGUGAACAUGAGUUAGAACUCCUCGGGAGAAUGCGAGUUUCUACUUCAAUCACAUUAUGUUCAAACAACUCAGAAAUACGGGAAACUCGUUUUGUUCUAUUUGGUUUCAAUGGCAAUCCCAUAGGAGAGACGCAGGCCUCAAGUAAUGCCCUUGGGAAGAAUAAGAGACUCACACGGAAGGUAGUGAAUGCUUUCAGGUCAAAGCAGAGAUCGUCUUCCAAAUUUGAGGGGACAAGUGCAAUCUUUGAAGAUACUUCUUGGGAACCACCUCGAGGUUUGCAAAAGAGUCUUGAUCCAGAUGAUGGCAGUGCAGAAAAUCAAUAUGUUGCAAAUCUUGAGUUGGCAGCCAUUGUUGUGAGAGACCAUAUUUGCAGCACCCGUAAGGAGGCAGCACUUGGAGGAUGGGGACUAAAGUUUCUAAAAAAAUCUGGAAAUAAUCAAUGUCUAGAGACCUCAAUACCUUCUGAAAUAUGUCCACGAAACAGUGGUGAAUGCUCAACAAGCACGAACAUUCUCAUUCCAGCAGGUUUUCAUGGGGGACCAAGAACCAGAAAUGGUGGUCCUUCAACUCUUAUUGAUAGGUGGAUCUCAGGUGGGUGCUGUGACUGUGGGGGAUGGGAUAUUGGGUGCCCGCUAACAGUACUCAACGUCACGUCUAGUGGCACUGAUGCUUCCUUCCAGUUAGAAAAUUCAGAGGAAUGCAAGUCGUACAAUUUCUUUAUACAGGGUUCGAAGCAAAACACACCCAUCAUGAAAAUGUUAAAUAUCCACGACGGUUUGCAUUAUAUCCAUUUCCAAUCAACUCUAUCGACACUGCAGUCUUUUGCUAUAGCUGCUGCAAUUAUUCAUUCUCGGAGCCCUGCUCUGCCAUCCAAAAUGUACAAGAGUUAA